CUCGUCCUCUUCCGGGUGUUUUCGAAAAGACUUUCACUGAGCAGUGGAGGGACUCAGUAUGCUCGAAUGAUACAAACAUUAACUCCAACUCAAUCAAGAUCAUUUAUAUGAAAAGAUCCGUGCAGCGACAAAGAGAGCGGUUGUAAACGUAGUGCAGGAAUGUCAGAAGCUAGUUUUGAGUCAGAGAAGAAUGCCUCACAGGAUAAUGAGUUGGACCCGAAAGAACAGGGCCCUCAAAAUACCGCUGACUCUCAGAGCCAGUCAGAGGCUAGUGAAAACAGCCUGGAUGAAACACACAUGACUGAAAUUGACAUCAAUGAAAACAAGGAAGCUGGAAACCACAGCCAUAUUGUGAAUGAUGAUGAUGGUGAUGAAGAUGAUAAUGAGGAUCAGGCCAAGACAAAAUCUAGAGAAGUCCUUAAAGACGUAAAGGAAAAUGCUGAUGUUAAAAGUACCAGCAGUGUGGCAUCUGUGAAGACAGAAGCUGAUGUUAAGGAGGCUAUGGCAGAUGAGGCCCACAGAAGCCCAGCUGCUCAAAUCUCAGUCACCAGAAACGGAGAGUCCGACAGGAGUCAUGAGGAUGUGUUUCAGAGGGAUGUGCCAUAUGGUUUCUCCUCUGGACCAAUGAUGUCACACUCCCACAAUUCACCUGAGAACUAUGCAGUGAAUGAGGGAGUGGUCGAGGUGGGGCCAUACACAGGUGCUUUAAGAGAAGAGCAAAAUGCUGGAGCUGUGGUCCUUGCUGAUGACAUGAAGAGUCCUGCCAUUGAAAAACUGGAGCUGGUGAGGAAGUGGAGCAUCAACACAUACAAAUGCACUAAACAGAUCCUAUCAGAGAAGUUAGGUCGUGGUUCCCGUACGGUAGAUCUGGAGCUGGAGGCUCAGAUCGAGAUUCUUCGUGACAAUAAACGCAAGUAUGAACAUGUGAUCAAACUGGCCCAGACACUUGUCUCUCAGCUGGGACAGAUGAUGCUGACGCAGAGACAACUUGGAGACGCAUUUGCUGAUCUCAGUCUCAAGACACCAGAGCUACAUGAGGAAUUUGGCUACAAUGCCGACACCCAGAAACUUUUGGCAAAAAACGGAGAUACUCUUUUAGGAGCUAUUAACUUCUUCAUCUCCAGUGUUAAAACUCUAGUGGACAAAACCAUAGAGGACACCUUGAUCAACAUUAAGCAAUAUGAGACCGCAAGGAUUGAGUAUGAUGCGUAUCGCACAGAUUUAGAAGAGCUCAAUCUGGGUCCACGGGACGCCAACACACUGCCCAAGAUUGAGCUGUCUCAACAGCUGUUCCAGAUUCACAGAGAAAAAUAUGAAAAGAUGCGUAAUGAUGUCUCGGUCAAACUUAGGUUUCUAGAAGAGAACAAGGUGAAGGUUUUACACAACCAGCUAAUUCUCUUCCAUAAUGCUAUCGCAGCAUACUUCGCUGGCAACCAGCAGCAACUGGAACAGACCCUCAAACAGUUCAACAUCAAACUAAAGUUACCAGGAGGAGAUGCCCCCUCUUGGUUAGAAAGCAGCACCGACUGAUCCCCCUUCCCCAAAGUAGUAUCUGAGCGGAUGGCAGAAUGCUUGAAAGAUGUACACUCCAUAAGAAAACCAAAAUGUUUUGCUAUCAUUCCUUUCCGUUUUUUACUCCGUUCAGGACACUAAACCUAUCAGGAAAAUGUUUAAGACAGGAAACCAUUUUGAUAAAGAAGAGCAAUGUAUUGCCCCUCUUUAUGCUAUGUCUGACUUGACACUUGACAUUUAAUUUUAAAUAAAUGCUUUUUGGCUUCACUGAGAGAGUUUACACUCUCUCUUGUGCAACAUAAAAUAAUCUUGUUUCGCUAUCAAUUUGCCAGCACUUUAUGCUAUAGGAAAAACAAACAAAUUAAAAGAAAGAAAUGACAAUUCAGAACCAAACUGGUAUUUGGCUAAAAACUGCUAUCAGCUCUUUUUAGUUGAUAAUAUGAAACAAUUAUAGACUUAAGUCUAAAAUGUUCCUAUUUUCUCAUUUGUAGACUUCAGUAGUGCCCACCUCUCCCUAAUCUUUAUUUUCUAAUAAAACCACAUAAUUGGAAGUUUUGUAAAUCUAAAAAGGAAGGUGGAACCGAAUAGGGGAUAAGGAUAGUAAUGUAGUACAGACUUGCAGCAGUUCCAGUAUACUUUGUUAACUGUUGUAUAAGAGGGAAAGAAUGGGAUAAUCACAGGUUAAAAAUGUCUAAGCUUUAAUCUUUAAUAGUUGCUGUACAUUUUUAAAGUGAAUUUAUUUUAGAGUGCAUGGGAAAUUUAUGAGGUUUAAUUUCUGACUCAAUGUGCCUUUCUCUGUAAAAUCGAAUUCGGUGUUGGCAGGUGUUCUGAUUACUAUUUUACAGACCACAGAAUGGACCAAAACACACCUACUUGCAACCCUGGAUAAUCACACAAAGAUAUUUUAUUUUCAAUGCUUACCUAUGUGCAAGAUAAGCAACUUCUAUUUAAUCUGCACUUGAAACAAUCUCUUUUAUAUGUUUUUAGAAGUAAUCACUUUUUGCAUUCCAUUUCCUCAAUCAGGACGCUGUUUUUUAUUAAAUAUAAACCAAAUUGACUUGACACAUUGUACAGUACCUUGUCAGCUGCUUCUGUUGUUAAUGUUUUUGUUUAGGAUUUGUUUUUUAACCUUUCCUAAACCAAAAGAGCUCUUUAAUUCACUACUCUCAGAUUACUACAUUGUCCAAUCAAACUCAUAAAUCUAAAACUCUCUAUUUAUACUAUAUUAAACUAGUAUCUGCACAGAUAUUAAUUGCAUGUUCACAUAGUAGAUUUUGGCAUUCAAAGAUUUCUAGCAUGAACCACGGACCUGUUUUACCAACUUUUUAUUUAAUUUACUGUUGUUUGUAACUUAGUUCUGUUCCAGCAGCAAACACACACCAAUGUACAGUAAAUAUGUAAGAGCUCACAUGUAUAGGCAUAGAAACACAUCUAUAUAUUUGCAAAAUAUUGUAUUUUACAUUGGUAUAAAAUAUUUCUUUUUUAAUAUUUGUUAAGUGAUGAAUUCAAGCGUUUGAAAGAAAAAUCCUAAAUGUUGUUUAUGGGAGAUUUUUUCCAUUAUUGAAUCAUUUAUUCGAUUUAUUUAUAUUCAUCCUAUACUUGCAUCUUGCACACCUUUAAAAUUCAAACAUGUUGUGGCAAAUUACUAUGAUCAUGAUUUAGCAUAAGCCUGAAUAUUUCCUACAGAGGGCACUGUUCCGUUUCAUACAAGUUCGAUUCACUUGAUUCACAUUGAUCAAAUGAUGCUGUGAACGGGAAGUGUUUUUUAAUAAAGGAAAUGGUGCCUUAA
Molecule: messenger RNA, 3301 nt
Organism: Triplophysa dalaica
Lineage: Eukaryota; Metazoa; Chordata; Actinopteri; Cypriniformes; Nemacheilidae
Gene: arfip1
Product: ADP-ribosylation factor interacting protein 1 (arfaptin 1)
Exons: 9
Coding region: 160-1530 (456 amino acids)
Biological process (GO): intracellular protein transport; regulation of Arp2/3 complex-mediated actin nucleation
Cellular component (GO): trans-Golgi network membrane
Molecular function (GO): phospholipid binding; protein domain specific binding
Source: RefSeq, a predicted model, not a curated record